This is a messenger RNA of Staurois parvus, 537 nucleotides long. NCBI's taxonomy places the organism in Eukaryota, Metazoa, Chordata, Amphibia, Anura, Ranidae. The record is from the annotation of a GenBank genome assembly.
AGGUCUCGGGCCCUUAGGCGGAACGACAGGUCUCAGGCCCCCAGGCGGGGCGGCGGGCACCGAGUCACCAGGCACAACCGUGGGCUCCGAGUCAACUGGGAUGACCGCUGGCACUGGGUCAGACAUUGGAUCGUCUGGCUGGACAGCGGGCAUCGGGUCACCAGGCAUCAGGUCAUUUGGCUCGACAGCGGGCACCGCGUCAUCUGGCAAGGCAGUGGGCUCCGAGUCAACAGGCACGACAGUGAGCACCGGGUCAUUUGGCUCGACAGCGGGCACCGGAUCAGGUACCGGAUCAUCUGGAUCAACAGCGGGCAUCGAGUCAACUGGCCUAAUAGGAUCGUCAGGCUGGAUCAGUUCAUCAUGCUGGGUAGAGGCAUCAGGCUGAAUGCCGGCGUCGGCCGAGUAGAGGCUUCAGGCCGAGUAGAGGCUUCAGGCCGAGUAGAGGCUUCAGGCCGAGUAGAGGCAUCAGGCCGAGUAGAGGCUUCAGGCCGAGUAGAGGCUUCAGGCCGAGUAGAGGCAUCAGGCCGAGUAGAGGCU